Molecule: messenger RNA, 12148 nt
Organism: Mercenaria mercenaria
Lineage: Eukaryota; Metazoa; Mollusca; Bivalvia; Venerida; Veneridae
Product: solute carrier family 15 member 4-like
Exons: 11
Coding region: 111-1913 (600 amino acids)
Biological process (GO): transmembrane transport
Cellular component (GO): membrane
Molecular function (GO): transmembrane transporter activity
Source: RefSeq, a predicted model, not a curated record
CUUAUGAUUUUAUCAGUUAACAGUUUGUUGACAGUAAUUAAUUUCAUUUUGAUUAUUUAAACAUUAAGUUGGAAUGAUACUAGCCACAGUGCAGCAUCGAUGUAAUAAUUAUGGCUUCUGUUCAGAAUGAUAGCAACCGAGGUAUUUCGGAGUCCGACUCCGAUUCGGAAACUAAACCAUUACUUCUUGGAUCGCCAGUGCGACAAGAUACAUCCAACAUGUAUGAGAAAGAAAAGGAUGCGGCCGCUGUCGAGGUGGCCGAGAAUGGCGGCACAGUACCAAGUAAACCCAAGGGAAAAAUUACUGGACAAAGGCUUUUUGUGGUUGCAAGUAUAUUAGUAACGGAGCUUUGUGAAAGGUUGACUUAUUACAGUGUUGUGGCUAACAUGGUGCUAUUCUGUACAUCAGAACUCGGCUACACCAGCGAACAGGCUUCAGUUGUUACCCUUGUCUUUUCAGGUACCGUGUACUUGAUCCCAGUUAUUGGUGGAUAUGUUGCAGACUCACUGGCAGGAAAGUACAACACCAUUCUUGGAUCUGGUCUUAUAUAUGUGUUAGGUCUGUUCUUGCUUCCGGCAUCUGCUGUGGACUACAGAAAGUGGUUUGGAGGAGAAGAGGACCUCAGUAUUGAUGCCAGGAAAGGCUAUUUCUUCAGUGGCCUCGUGCUUGUUGCCAUAGGAACAGGAGGGAUAAAGGCCAAUGUGGGACCAUUUGGGGCCCAACAGGUUGAUGAUCUGGGAGCAGAUGCUGUACAGUCCUUCUUCAACUGGUUCUACUGGUUUAUCAAUGCUGGUGCUGUGGUUGCAUAUUCCGGUGUGGCAUAUGUACAACAAGAAGUUGGUUUUGACUUUGGGUUCCUCAUUCCUCUGAUCAGUAUGAUAAUAGCCCUAAUCAUCUUCAUGGUAGCCAAAGCCAAGUACAAACAUACACCAACUGGAGGCAGUAUUCUUACAUCAUCUUUCAAUGUCUGUUGUCAGAGUAUUAAUGGUUGCAAUAAUCCGUCAUGGAAACAUGCUCAGCAGGAACAUGGGGGUUCAUACAGCAAGGAAAUGGUAGAGGGAGUUAAAGCUGUACUGAGGGUCUUACCCGUCUUUCUUCUAGUCAUUAUUUACUGGGCGGUGUACUCUCAGAUGAGCACUUCAUUGUUUUUGCAAAGUGAGAGAAUGAACAUCUCAGUUGGAGAUGCAAAACUUCCAGCAGCUAUGUUGAACAUUUUCAACACACUUAUAAUCCUCAUUCUAAUACCUAUAAUGGACAGAAUCGUGUACCCGCUCCUCGCCAGGUAUGGAAAAAGUCCUACACAUCUACAGAGAAUUGGUAUAGGUAUGAUUCUUGCAGCACUUGCCAUGUUGUAUGCUGGAAUGAUGGAAAUUAUCCGAAAGAACGACAUCAGAGACAAUGGCUAUAUAACUCAGUCACUUUCAAAGGAUGAAUUUAACGCAUCACAUUUGUCCAUGUUUGCUCAGAUACCAGAAUUUGCUUUCAUUGGAUCAAGUGAAGUGUUUGCCAGUAUCUCAGGUCUGGAGUUUGCAUACACACAAGCUCCACAGUUCAUGCAGGGGCUUAUCAUGGGGUUGUUCCUGAUGACCUCUGGUUUAGGAAGUUAUGUUGCAUCACUGAUUGUAGCAAUUGUUGGAGCAUGGAGGAAAGAUGAUGCAUCAGACUGGUUCCCCAAAGAACCUAAUAAUGGUCAUUUGGAAUACCUUCUGUUUUUACUGGCCGCCCUGACCUUCAUCAACUUAUUUAUAUUUGUUAUCGUGGCAAGGUGGUAUAAAUACAAGAAACCAGACUUUGAGCAGGAAAGGGAUAUUCCGGUUGAUCCGGAAAACGUUCAUGUGUAUGAAAACGGGACAUACCAAGAUAAUGAAAAGAAAUCGUGGCCACCAGAGUAUUCUGAGACAUCGAAGUUAUAAAACCAGGAGAAGGAGUGAAACUAGGAGCAAAAGUCAAAAUAUUUCAAGAAAGUAUUUGUUAAAAGAUACAGGCAUAUAUCUGUAGCAGUUGAAAAACAUCUGUGUAAAAGUGAUCAAUAUAUAUAUUCAGAAGUAAAAGUUUUGCUUUGUAGAUGAGAUGUAAUGAAGUAUAUGUAGAUGCAACCUAUGGAUUCAUAAAUGAUAACACAAAUAAUAAGGUUGAUGUUCUUCCAUUUGAGGAAACGCUGUCAUUGUUUAUUAAGCCUUUAAUGAAUUGAUUAUUCCUUAAAGCAUAUCAGAUCAGGUAAUGCUUUUUAUGAUUGUUUUCUACAUGUCACUUGUAUUAACUAUUUGUUGGGACCAUUCCACAUAUAUACGAGUAAAGCUUGUACAUAUUCUAUAAAAAAAAUAACACUAGCUCAGAUCUUGUAGAUAUAUACCCUUGUAUAAGCUUUCUGGUGUAAUCAGAAAUACAUGUAUAUGGAAUCAAUAUAAAAUGGAAUGGUUUACAUACGUAAUGUUUUUAGCUCACCGGUCACGUAGUGACAGGGUGAGCUUUUGUGAUCACCCUUCGUCCGUCGUCCAUCAGUUCACAAUUUCCUUGUGAACACGAUGGAGACCACAUUUUGUACUUGAUUUUAAUCAAACUUGCACACAACUUGUAUGGGCAUAAUAUCUCGGUUCCUUUUCGAAAACUGGCUAGAUCCCAUCAUGGGUUCCAGAGUUAUGGCCCCUUAAGGGCCAAAAUUUGCCAUUUUUGGCUUGUGAACAUGAUAGAGACCACAUUUUGCAAUCAACUUUAAUCAAUCUUGCACGCAACUUGUAUUGGCAUAAAAUCUUGGUUCCUUUCGAAAACUGGCCAGAUCAUAUCAUGGGUUCCAGAGUUAUGGCCCCUUAAAGGGCCAAAAUUUGCUAUUUUGGCUUUUGCAGCCAUAUAGAGACUUCAUUUAUUUACCUUGGAUUCCAUGAUGAAUCUUUUGGAUAGGUUCCGGAGUUACAGCCCCUGAUUGACCCCUAAAAGAGCCAAAAUUUGGUAAUUUUUACCUUGUGAACAUGAUACACACAACUUAAGUCACAAUAAGAUCUGGGUUCGUUUCGAAAUCUGGCUAGAUUCCAUUAUGGGUUCUAGAGUUACUGCCCCUGAAAGGGGCAGAAUUUUCUAUUUUGGACUUUUCAGCCAUAUAGAGGUUUCAUUUAUGCUUUGAUUUGAUACAAACUUGCACAGAAUGAUUAUCUUGAUGAUCUCUAUAUGGAUCGAAACUAGGUCAUGUCGGGUCAAAAACUAGGUCAUCAGGUCAAAUAAUAGGAAAAGCUUGUAAACAACCUAGAUCGUAACCCCAUUUAUGACCCUAUCUUCAUGAAACUUGGUCAGACUGUUUAUCUUGAUGGUUCCUAGGCCAAGUUUGAAACUGGGUCAUACAGGGUCAGGAACUAGGUCACUCAGUCAAAUCAAAGGAAAAGCAUGUUAACACUCUUGUUCAUUUGAUAUGCAUGAAACUUGGUCAGAAUGUUUGUCUGUGUGAAAUAUGAUAUGAAUUUUUAUCUGGGUCAUGUGGGGUCAAAAACUAGGUGACCAGGUCAGGUCAAAGAAUAAGCUUAUUUACACCCUAGGGGACACAUUUUUUAUUCUCUCUUCAUAAAUUUUGGUCAGUUGGUCAGAAUGUUAUCAUGAAGUCUUGGUCAGGUUCGUAUCUGGGUCAUGUGGGAUAAAAAACUAGGUCACUAGGUCAAAUCAAAGUAAAUGCUUGUUUACACUGAAGAUGCCACGUUUUUUGGUCCAAUCUUACUGAAAAUUGGUCAGAAUAUUUGUUUCCAUGUAAUCACUAGGUAAAACAUGUUUACACUGUUAUGGCGUGUUACACAGGUGAGCGACCUAGGGCCAUCUUGGCCCUCUUGUUUGUCAUUUGUGAAUGGGACAAGCUGAGAUAUUUCUCUAACAAUGACCACCUAUUUCAUUUUAUGCUAUUAUGUCAUAUUUUGUGUUUUGUUGUUUUUAAAAAUAUUUUUUAAUAGAGAACAUCAAGCAAUUUCUUCAUAUUCCUACAGUUUUAAGAACCUCCCAUAUUUGUUGUAUUUUUCUUUAUUUUCAGGGGCGUCAGAAGGUGUUUGAUAUUGGGGCCGCGAGGGGAGUAGGUACGGGAGGGGGUAUCCCCCUUCCUUAAGGGCGGUAAGGGGGACCUCCCCCUGAAUUUUUUUAAAAAACAGGAUCAUAAAUGGCGAGUUCUGGUGCAUUUUAGGGGUACUGAAUCGCAUCUCAAGUCUCCAGUAUUUUCUUACUAUUUACAUGACUAUAAGCAAAAUAAAGUUUAAUAAACUCUUAUCAGAAUUAAUAAUGUGUAACGCAAUACAAAGCAUGCAUGUAUGUUUUUUUUUUUUUGUUUUUUUUUUUUUUAUAUUUAAUGUAUUGAACAAUAAUCAUUCAUGUUACAUUCAUUUCUUAUUUUUGUUUGAAAUAUCAUUUUUUGAGUAAAGACAAUUUAUGUAAUUAACACUUACCUCUUUCAUUAAAUCAAAACAUGAUAAUUAUUUUUCUAAAUUUUAUACGUUAAUACCCUAGAUCUUUGUGGCGGGGUAUAGCUUAAACGUACCAUUGACUAAAGACAUGCCAAUUAAAAACAUGCUGGUUUGUUCAUGCGUAAUUAAGUCCAAUCACAGACACGUGUGUAUGACUCCAAUUAACACCCCCGAUCGUGUCACCGUCACCACGGUAACACACUAAUCUGGACAGCGUGUAUUGUUUAAUGCGAAGCAAAAUUUAGUAUUCUAUACAAAAUAUUGGGUCCGGGGAUCUGCGACUCCAACUUAUGAAUUUACAAAAAAAUCGUUUUUGGGCAAAUUAUUGGGGCCGCAACUGCGGCCCCUGUGGCCCCACUUCCGACGCCCCUGAUUUUGAAUAAUAACUCAAUAUUUUUAGAUAAUGUAGGGAAUUGGGAAGAUUUGAUAAAUUUUACUGCUGUAUAAAGAUUUUAACUGCCACUUACCAAUACCUGUGUUAAAAAAAAUCAAAUUAAAGAAAUUAAAAGUAUGUGCAAAUGAAUCGUAAGAUAGUUGACAAAAUAUAACUAAAUCUAGUCCAUUUUCAUCUUUUUGUAAACAAAAUUGGGCUAUUUCAAAUGUCAAAAUUUCAACAUUUAAGCAAAUUUCUGUCAGAGAUCUUUAAUUUUGUUUUAUUUUUAAUUUAGAAGAAAGUUUAUUGGUGGCUUGGUAAUAUUUGAUAGUUACUGCACCAAAAUAUUUGUAAAAAGCAUAUACUGUGGUAAUUAUUUAUUGUUUUAUUUCAGCAUAUUUAUUGUUAAGUUUAAUGGUCAAAGUUUCCUGUUAAUAGUCAAAGUUAAAUUUCAAAAGCACUUUCACUGUCAUGAAAUCCUUUUUCACCUUUACAUAUUCUGAGUUAUGAAAUCCAUUUUCACAAUUACAUGUUAUGGUCAAAGUUACAAAAUCCUUUGACACUGUAAAUUGUUCAAGUUAUGAAAUCCAUUUUCACUAUUAUAUGUUAUGUCAUGGUCCAAGUUUUAAAAUCCUUUUUCAGUGUAAAUGGCCCAAGUUAUAAAAUCCAUUUUCACUGUUAAUGGUUCAAGUUAUGGAAUCCAUUUUUACAUUUAUUGAAUGGUACAGAUUUUAUUUAAGUAUUGGUUUAGCAUCAGAGUGUUACAUUUUAGAUGUAAAUAAUGUUAUUUCAUAUAUUUAUACCCCCACCAAACAUGUUUGAGGGGGGUAUAUAGGAGUCAGUUUUGUCGCGUCCCGUCCCGUCCCGUCCCCUUCCGUCCCGUCCCGUCCCGUCCCGAAAUCUAUUAUCUCAGUUAUUACCAAAUGGAUUUGAUUCGAACUUAAAUACAUGUUCCACCUUAUCACCCACAUCAUGUGACACAAGGUGCAUAACUCUUGACACCAAGUUUUCAUGAAUUAUGUCCCCUUUUACUUAGAAUUUAAGGUUAAUUUUGUUGUAUUUUCACUAUAUCUCAGUUAUUACUAAAUGGAUUUGAUUCAAACUUAAAAUAGAUGUUCCACCUCAUCACCCACAUCAUGUGACAUAAGGUGCAUAACUCUGACACCAUUUUUUUUAUGAAUUAUGCCCCUUUUUACUUAGAAUUUAAGGUUGAUUUUGAUGUAUUUUCACUUUAUCUCAGUUACUACUGAAUGGAUUUGAUUCAAACUUAAAAUAGAUGUUCCACCUCAUCACCCACAUCAUGUGCCCACAUCAUGUGACACAAGGUGCAUAACUCUUGACACCAAGUUUUCAUGAAUUAUGUCCCCUUUUACUUAGAAUUUAAGGUUAAUUUUGUUGUAUUUUCACUAUAUCUCAGUUAUUACUAAAUGGAUUUGAUUCAGACUUAAAAUAGUUGUUCCACCUCAUCACCCACAUCAUGUGACAUAAGGUGCAUAACUCUGACACCAUUUUUUUUAUGAAUUAUGCCCCUUUUUACUUAGAAUUUAAGGUUGAUUUUGAUGUAUUUUCACUUUAUCUCAGUUACUACUGAAUGGAUUUGAUUCAAACUUAAAAUAGAUGUUCCACCUCAUCACCCACAUCAUGUGCCCACAUCAUGUGACACAAGGUGCAUAACUCUGACACCAAGUUUUCAUGAAUUAUGUCCCCUUUUACUUAGAAUUUAAGGUUAAUUUUGUUGUAUUUUCACUAUAUCUCAGUUAUUACUAAAUGGAUUUGAUUCAAACUUAAAAUAGUUGUUCCACCUCAUCACCCAGAUGAUGUGACAUAAGGUGCUUAACUCUGACAUAAAUUUUUUAUGAAUUAUGUCCCCUUUUACUUUAAAUUUAAGGUUGAUUUUGAUGUAUUUUCACUAUAUCUCAAUUAUUACAAAAUGGAUUUGAUUCAAACUUAAAAUAGAUGUUCCACCUCAUCACCCACAUCAUGUGACACAAGGUGCAUAACUCUGACACCAAUUUUUCAUGAAUUAUGCCCCUUUUUACUUAGAAUUUAAGGUUAAUUUUGAUGUAUUUUCACUAUAUCUCAAUUACUACUGAAUGGAUUUGAUUCAGACUUAAAAUAGAUGUUCCACCUCAUCACCCACAUCAUGUGACACAAGGUGCAUAACUCUGACACUAUUUUUCUUGAAUUGUGUCCCCUUUUACCUAGAAUUUAAGGUUAAUUUUGAUGUAUUUUCACUAUAUCUCAUUCUGAUUGGCUUAGAGCCAAAGGGAAGUAAUCUUUUUUUAACCUUUGUACUGAGUUUCUUCCCCUUAAAUUCCAGGAAUUAGUCUAUUUUUAGAAAUCCUAUUUUUAGAUUUUCAAUAUUUUAGGUAUUUUUCUAACUUUUUUAUUAUAAGUCCUAUGUAAAAAGUAAAAACAUUUUUCCGUGGUAACAUGGGUGGGUAAGACACUUUUUUGUAUUCACUUUUAGUGUAUCUCUAAUAUUAGAGAUUUAAUAUAUUUACUAGUAUUACUAUACUAGUAUUAUACUAGUAUUACUUAUAUGUGGAAGCCCAGGAUGAAGUACUCCAAAGUAUUUUUAAGAUUCCUUAUGGUUGCCAUUCUUCUGUGACAAGACCGUAUGGUGGGGGUAUGAGUCACUUCUGUGACAGUUCAAGUUGAUAUUAACUUAAUAUAUUUGUAAUCGAUAUAAGAUAUGUUUUAGAUUAUAUGUCUACAUUUCUUCAGUUUAAGUUUUUUAAUAUAUUAUUUUUGUUUGCUGUUGUUAAUGUAUUGUUUUUCAGUGCCAGUCUUUUAGAUAUUUAAUUUCUUUAUGAGAGAUAUUUAAGUUUCUUACACUCAAGUUUUUGUAUCAUAUGAAACAUUGAAUGAAGCUUACACUUUUAAGCAAAUUUAUGAAUUUUUUCAGAAACCGGGGAUAGAUAUUAUGGCCUGGUUGAGCAGAAGGGCUCAUUGUGUAGAAUAUGACAGGAGAGAAUGAAGUUAUCAGAUCUACUGUUAUGGUGAAGUUUUCUUUUGAAGCAGGUUAUAUUUACAUGUGUGGCUUCAUCUGAGUGUUAAAUGACGUGAUAAGGUUUCUGAUGAUAUUGAUUGACUAAAACAGGAAAAAAACAUCAUGAAAAUAAAACAAGAAAGAAAAAACGACAUGAAAAUUGAUACAAGAUUCAAAAUUGGUUUCUGUCCGAUAUGUUUUAUUGAGAAAUGAUAAAGGGUUUAAGGUACGCAUGCAUGUGUUGAGUGCUAGUUGCUACUGUCUGUGAUAUAUAUGUAAUUCUUGUUUAACCAGCAAGUACUAGUUAAUAAAGUGUUGUUUCAAUCUGUAUAUCUGUUGAAACUGCUCAUUCAGCCCUCUGUGAUUUUAUAUUUGAUACGAUAUGCCCUCAUACUUUUCAGACAAAAUUGGCCAUAUUGUUGGGGACAGAAUUCCCACUUUUUUUUAGCUCGACUAUUCAAAGAAUAGUCUAGCUAUUCUACUCACCCUGGCGUCGGCGUCGGCAUCGGCGUCACACCUUGGUUAAGUUUUUGCAUGCAAGUACAUACAGCCAUCAAUUAAAGGCAUAUAGCUUUGAAACUUAUUUUUUUCUUUUUCUAGGUCAAUUACCAACCUCUCUGGGUCAAGUCCCAUAACUCUGACAUGUAUUUUGAGCAAAUUAUGCCCCCUUUUGGACUUAGAAAAUUCUGGUUAAAGUUUUGCGUGCCUAAGUACAUACAGCUAUUUCUAAAAGGCAUAUAGAUUUGAAACUUAUUUUUUCUUUUUCUAGAUCAAUUACCAACCUCACUGGGUCAAGUUCCAUAACUCUGACAUGUUUUUUGAGCAAAUUAUGCCCCCUUUUAGACUUAGAAAAUUUUGGUUAAAGUUUUACAUGCAAGUUAUUAUCUCCAAAACUAAUGCAGAUAUUGAUUUGAAACUUCACAUGUGUCUUCGGGGUUAUAAAACUAGUUGAUAGCAGCAAGUCCCAUAACUCUGACCUUCAUUUUGGCCAAAUUAUGCCCCCUUUUGGACUGAGCAAAUUCUGGUUAAAGUUUUGUGUGCAAGUACAUAAGCUAUUACUAAAAGGCAUAUAGAUUUGAAACUUAUUUUUUCUUUUUCUAGAUCAGUUACUAACCUCACUGGAUCAAGUUCCAUAACUCUGACAUGUAUUUUGGGCAAAUUAUGCCCCCUUUUGGACUUUGAAAAUUCUGGUUAAAGUUUUACAUGCGAGUUUCUAUCCCCAAAACUAAUGCAGAUAUUGAAUUGAAACUUCACAUGUGCCUUAGGGGUUAUAAAACUAGUUGAUAGCAGCAAGACCCAUAACUGAUAUGUAUUUUGGUCAAAUUAUUCCCCCUUUUGAACUUAAAACUCUUUUGAUAUUUAACCUUUUUAGGUUAUAUUUUCCUGCCUCUGGGACAAUAUUUCGAAUAGUCGAGCUUGGCUGUCUUACGGACAGCUCUUGUUCAUUAUGCCCCCCACCACCCCCAACCUUGAAGAAGUGGGGGCAUAUUGCUUUACCCAAUGUCUGUCACAUUAGUUGGCCGAUAUGUCCAUCUGUUGAUGGAGUGAAUGGUUUCUGCCCAAUAACUUGAGAAACACUUGACCCAGAUUGUUCGAACUUGGUAGCCUGAUUGGGCUUAUUAAGUAGAUGACCCCUAUUGUUUUGGGGGUCACUAAGUCAAAGUCAAGGUCGCAGGGCACUGAAACUUUAAACAGUUGCCACUCAAUUACUUGUGAACCACUGAACCCAGAACCUCUAAACUCGAUGAAAUUCUGCCAUACAUUCCAAUCUAAUUUUAAGUAAUUCUAUAAGCAAUUUUAUAAUUUGAUAGGUAUUUAAACCUGAUUAUUUUGAAUUUAUUAUGUGUAUAAUUAUGUGUCUAACUAUUUCAAACCAGUUUGUACAUACCGGUAUUAUAUUACAUUAUGAUAAUAAAAGGUUAAGAUAUUUAAUCUACACUUUAAAAGACACAGUACAUGUACUUUCUUUUGUAAUUUUAUCAGGAUAUUUUUAUAGUUUAUUACUUGUAAUAUCUUGAAAUUAAUCAAAUGUGUAAAAAUCUAAGCUGUUAAAGUCAAAAAGUGAAAUAAUAUUUACACUUAAAGAUGUGUAAUUAAACUUGAGACUUAAGAUUGUUUUGUCAUAUUUUAGACAUAGUUAAAGCAGUUUAUGUUUAAUGAUGACUUAUUUUGGCUACUUUUGCUUUUUAUUGUCUCUUUAAUCUUGUGUAAUUUAUUUUUCUGUAUAGGCUGUACAGUAGUAAAUAAAUUUGCUAUAUUGUUCUAUAUAAAAUUAACAAUCUUCUGAGAGCUGUAACACAUAGCCAGGCCAAUUUAAAAAAGAAUUUCUAGCCGUAUGUUCUUAAAUGGACAAUAAACCAUCAAAAAAUACCAAGGAAAGUAGGGUUCAUAUAAUGUUAUAUGUGUUAUAUAUACAUAUUAUGUUCUAAGAGAAAUUUUUUGUCAGACAGGUCAACUCUGUGGAGAUCUUCCAAACUGACAGCUGAAAUGUGGGUAUGAACACAUGAAUAAUAAGGUUACAUUUCUAGAAAUGCAAAAGAAUCUCCUUGAAAAUGCUACCCAAGGUCAAAUAUAGGUCUACAAUGAAAUAGAAACAGGACACGGCUUACAUCAAACUGUAACUGGGAAAAAAUAAGGAUUUUUUCCUUUCUGCCAUUGUCUGUCUAUAGUUCAAAAGUGUUGCUUGAUUACCUAUUUAGUACUAUUUGACCUCUAUUUUCAUGUAACAAGUUUGGCUUUUUGUUCACUUAACUUGAAUAAAUUAAAGUACAACUUGAUUUUAUUUUACAUUUGGAGACUCAGUUAGAAAACUAGGAGUUCAAAAUAUAGAAAUGUUAUGUGGUAUUUCUUUAACAAGAGGCAGUCAUUGGGUGAAAAUUGUCAAUAAAGAUAAUCUUAGAACAGUUUUUUGCUAGGUUUCCAGCAAAAUAAAAAGUUUGAACCAAUUAUAUUUUUUAAAUAAAUGUCUUCUUCUCAUAUAAAGUUUUAAAAAUAGUUUUUUCAAACUUUAACCCUUACCCUGCUAAAUUUCUAUAAUGAACUUGUCCAUCUUUCAAUUUGGACAGUAGUAGUACCAUUAACUGUUGAAAUGGCUGCUUAUCAAAAAGAAAAAGAUACUGACUGAAUGGCGAACAGUGAAGAUCAUGAUCAGACUGUAUGGAUGUGCAGGCUGAUUAUGAUCUACACUGGCCGCAAAGUCAGAAAUAAUCGUGUCCAGCAUGAUUUGGGUUAAAGAAUUCCAUAUCAGACUUGAGGAAAGCAAGGUAUUUUUGACAGUUUAUUAAUAUUUAAAACUUUGAAUUAUAGGUAUUUCAUAUAGAUAAUCUGUUAUAUGACUUCUUAAAUAAAAUGCUGUUCCAUAGUAUGUACUGUAUGACCAGUCUAUUUUCAGCACUAAAUUUUACUGGAUUAAAGUCAAAAUUUAUUAUUUCUGAUUUCAUGUAGUAACAGUUAUUGAAUGGCUUGCUAGUCAGAAGUCUCAGUCCUUAGGACAUUAGGGAAAUAAUUUUGACUAUUAACCAGCAAGCCAAAAAGUCAAAAGGUGUAUAAUGUUGAACCACGAAUUGGAGAAAUAACCAUUUAGAUAAUAAGCAAAAAUAUACCUUGAACUUCAGAUAUUUUGCACACUAUAUGAGCCGCGCCAUAAGAAAACCAACAUAGUGCAUUUGCAACCAGCAUCUGCGCAGUCUGGUCAGGAUCCAUGCUGUUCCCUAGCAGUUUCUCUAAUUUCAAUAGGCAUUGAAAGUGAACAGCAUGGAUCCUGACCAGACUGCAUGGAUGAACAGGCUAGUCUGGAUCCAUGCUGGUCGCAAAUGCACUAUGUUGGUUUUCUCAUAGUGUGUCUCAUAUACUGUAGGCUACCUAGUAUUGCACUUCUUUCAAUCUGAUAUGUACAGUCAAGAAACUUUAUGCAUUAGUAGGCAGUCACAGUGUCAAACCUGCAGAAGUUUUAUAGUAUGUACUGACUAAUAAAUAUGUCUAACAUAUACAGUACAUUUUGUUUUUAACCUUUACCUUGCUGAAUUUCUAAAAUGGACUGGUCCAUCAUUCAGUUUGGGCAAAACCAUUUAUUAUCUGAAGGGGUGUUCACUGAAAAUUUAAUGACUGAUCAGCGGCCAGUGCAGACCAUGAUAAGCCUGAUCUUGGUCUGCACUGGCCGCAGAGCCGCUGGAAGGCUAAAGGUUAAGUUGUUUUGAAUAUCAGUACUUGAAAAUAGAACAGUAUUUGAAAAUAAAAUGCUGUAUAUUAUGUAGUUUAUAGGGUUAAAAAGCAAAUAGUGUGUCUAUUUCCAGCUGAUUUUAAAUAUUCAGAUGUGAAUUGUUUACACAGAAUUUUCAAUAAAAGUUUGAAACAGCA